Molecule: messenger RNA, 1981 nt
Organism: Dermochelys coriacea (leatherback sea turtle)
Lineage: Eukaryota; Metazoa; Chordata; Testudines; Dermochelyidae
Gene: SNAI1
Product: snail family transcriptional repressor 1
Exons: 3
Coding region: 153-929 (258 amino acids)
Biological process (GO): regulation of DNA-templated transcription
Molecular function (GO): RNA polymerase II cis-regulatory region sequence-specific DNA binding; DNA-binding transcription factor activity, RNA polymerase II-specific
Source: RefSeq, a predicted model, not a curated record
GGGCCCAUAUUAGCCGCCGCGCGCUGGUGGGCUGCUGAGGUCGGUUGCGGCAGCCGGGGGACUGGCCGGCGGGGGCGGAGGAGUUUCGGGCCAGCGUCCCUUGAAGGCCCGGGUAGCUGGGGAGAGCGAGCGGAGACGCGCCUGGCUGCAAGAUGCCGCGCUCCUUUCUGGUGAAGAAGCAUUUCUCGGCCAGCAAGAAACCCAACUACAGCGAGUUGGAGAGUCAGACCGUGAUCGUGUCGCCCUUUCUGUACGAGAAGUGCCCCCUGUCCCUCAUCCCCCAGCCGGAGGUCCUGAGCCCGGGGGCCUACUACCCCCCGCUUGUGUGGGACACGGGGCUGCUCUCCAACUUCUUCACCUCCGAGACGGAAUACAAGACAUGCGCCGCUUCCCCCAGCCCAGAGUCCAAGCCCCUAGACCUGACCUCCCUGUCCAGCGAGGAGGAUGAAGGCAAGACCUCUGACCCGCCCAGCCCGGCCUCUUCUGCCACCGAGGCCGAGAAAUUCCAGUGUAGUCAAUGCAACAAGUCCUACUCCACCUUUGCCGGCCUUUCCAAGCACAAACAAUUGCACUGUGAUUCCCAGACCAGGAAAUCUUUUAGCUGCAAGUACUGUGAGAAGGAGUAUGUGAGCCUGGGGGCUCUCAAGAUGCACAUCCGAAGCCACACCCUGCCCUGCGUGUGUAAAAUCUGUGGCAAGGCUUUCUCCAGGCCCUGGCUGCUGCAGGGCCACAUCCGAACCCACACAGGUGAAAAGCCUUUUUCCUGUACACACUGCAAUAGGGCCUUUGCUGACCGCUCUAAUCUCCGAGCCCACCUGCAGACUCAUUCAGAUGUAAAGAAGUAUCAGUGCAAAACCUGCUCCCGGACUUUCUCCCGAAUGUCACUACUUCACAAACAUGAAGAAACAGGCUGCUCUGGAACUCGCUAAAGGUUCUAAACCCCAAGGACCCUUCCAUGCAAAUACAUGUAUUGUUACUAGUUUCUAUAGGAGGUAGUUUCCUUCAUAUUGCCAUUACAGUGUCUAUGAAGCCCUGUGUAUCCAGUUGCUUUGGGCCUUAAAUGAUAUUUUUACCAUGCUCUUCAUCUUUAUACCUCUGGCGCAAUUUAAAGGCCUGAUCCUUUUUCCAUUGAAGUCAAUGGUGAAACUCUAAUUGACUUCUGUUACCACAGGAUCAGACCCCCUACUGUGAUUGACUGUGCCUUAUAAAAUGAAGGCAUGAAGAAUUUCCCUCAACUCCAGCUAAAUUCAGUGGAUGCAGGAUCAGGCUUAUUGAUAUCAAUCUGAGUGUGCUAUAGACUUAACAGGUGCCUGUUGGUUGCUGAAGGCACUCGGCACCUUGCAGGAUUGCGCCCUGAACCAUGACAUACAGCUGGUCUGAAAUAUAUAUCACAGUUGUGGUGUUUUUGUUUUAUUUUUUUUAAUGAAGGACAAAGCGAAGUGUUAAACAUAAACCCCUUCUUCUCCUUGAUUGUGUAUAUGCGGCCUGCAGAAGGUGUAACUAUGCAAUAAUACAGUAUCACAUUAGUUCUCAAGCAGCUGCUUCUCCCCCAGCACAAUGACAAUUUGCAAUGCCUACAAGAUUAACAAUGUCCAUAAAAGGCAUUGGUAGCCAUUUCAAACAAGAAUCCUGUUUACAGAGCAGCUAUGCACUCAAGCACCUGUUAAUAUGACUCUAACAACUGCUUUUCAAGAGAAACUGUGACUAAUAAGCAGGCACUUGUCAGAUGAUACAAUGGUGGCUUGUGCAAAGCACUGGCAAUUGACAGGUGUGUGCCAAAAGAGCUAUUUAUGGUUAUGACAGGUGCCUAGUGAAUGCAUCUUUUCUUUGUACAUUGUUUUCACACAAUCAUAAACAGAGUAUGUUUACAUUUCAAAGGUACACUGGUAUUUAUAUUUUUUGUGCCACAAUUUUGUACUGAUGAAACUUUUAUAUAAUUAUAUACAGUUUAUUGAUAUUCAAUAAAAAGGUUAAUUUAUGA